Molecule: messenger RNA, 1173 nt
Organism: Chenopodium quinoa (quinoa)
Lineage: Eukaryota; Viridiplantae; Streptophyta; Magnoliopsida; Caryophyllales; Amaranthaceae
Product: cold-regulated 413 plasma membrane protein 2-like
Exons: 4
Coding region: 285-902 (205 amino acids)
Cellular component (GO): membrane
Source: RefSeq, a predicted model, not a curated record
CAUAAAUAGAAACAUGGGCCAAUUUUGUACAAAGGCAUAAAUGGGCUUAUGGGCUUAUAGUAUAAACUAACAAGUGUAGUUCCGCUUGUUAAGGUUUCAGCAGCCUAUUCAUUCGGAUCAAGCAAAUUUUGUGGCUAUUUUACAUUCUAAUACGUUCGAAACGUUACUUUAUUUUCUUCAAUCUUCACAUACUUACCGUAAUAAUAUUACACUUUGGUUUUUCACACACAUAUUAUCAUUUUAUAGGAUUUAAGCGAGCUAAGGAAAAGAAUAGGAGACCGAAAAUGGGCAGAGGAGUGAAUUAUAUGGCAAUGACACCUGAGCAACUAGCCGCGGCCAAUUUGAUCAACUCCGACAUCAAUGAGCUCAAGAUCGUUGUGAUGACACUCAUUCAUGAUGCUUCUAGACUCGGCGGCACCUCAGGAUUUGGAACUCAUUUUCUUAGAUGGCUAGCCUCUCUUGCUGCUAUUUACUUGUUGAUCCUGGAUCGCACAAAUUGGAGAACCAACAUGCUCACAUCACUCUUAGUACCAUACAUAUUCCUCAGUCUUCCUUCUGGCCCUUUUUACCUUCUUAGGGGUGAGGUUGGGAAAUGGAUUGCUUUUGUCGCGGUUGUGCUAAGGCUAUUCUUCCACCGCCGCUUCCCAGAAUGGUUAGAGAUGCCAGGAUCACUGAUACUAUUGUUGGUGGUAGCUCCAGAAUUGCUAGCACACAAAUUAAAGGAUAGUUGGAUGGGAGUUGUAAUUCUGUUAAUCAUAGGGUGUUAUUUGCUGCAAGAACAUAUCAGGGCAACUGGUGGUUUAAGAAAUUCGUUUACUCAAAGCCAUGGAAUUUCCUAUACGAUUGGGCUGCUUCUCUUAUUGGCUUACCCAAUUUGGUCCAUGGUUAUUUUCAUGAUUUAAUUUGUUCAUCAACUUUUACUUUUUAAAUUAUACACUGCCAUAAUUAUUACUCCUGUUAAAUUUGUGAAAUAGGUAAUUAAAAGGUUUUCAUCCAAUUUUCAUCAAUCCCAUCCCAUUUUCUUUGGUCCAACUUUUGCUUUCUAAUGUCAUUCAUUAUAAAUCCUUGAGAAAUGAUAAAUCUAUUCCCGUUAUAUUUAUACAAGAAUCAAUCAAGGGCCUUUUUUGAAAACUAAACUUAAGGCCUGUUCUCGUUGACUGAACUCAGGUGAAC